AUGGAUAGCACGACAGAAUGCAUCAUCUACCUCUUGGCUCUAGCCUCACCAGUCCAAGACUUUACAACUGCCCUCGCAGAACUGCCUGAAGAACAGAGACCCGUCCUCACCACCGAAGCUGUCCGCUGGAUCUUCCCUCCUACAGCCUUCUCAGUUCAUGAACUGACAACCACUCACUGGGAUAUAACGGCUUGCUUCAAAGCACCCGGGCCCUUUUCAAUUCAUCCGAAUCUCUCCAAACUCAUCAAAUCAUCAUGGAGUAUAUCCUUUGCCGUGCCCUCAGCUUUACUCGCAUCACUAGCAACUACCCAGUCUGAGUUGGCGGCGUCCAACUGGCCUCGAUCCAGAGAACUUGACCUCCUAACGGACUCGGACCUCCGCAAGAGUGACACAAUCUCCUCUGUAGACUCAGCUGAAGUCACGUCAGGUCUUAAAACCUGGAUGGAAUCAUUCAGCAAGGAUCAAGAAGAAAAGCAACAUUCACAAGACAUAAUAAUGUUCAAUCUUCUAGCCUUCAAAGACAUGGCGAAAUACAGGAAAUAUCAAGAUGCGUUUGUAGCUGGAGUUGGAGUGAGACAUGGUGUUAGACCACUCUUGUAUGGUGAAGUUAUCAAUUCAUCUCUGCAAAACCAGGGAAAGAGUCCAUGGGAAAUGGUGGCAUUGGUAUACUACCCUUCCCCGCUGCAUUUUGGGGAUAUGUUGUCGAGUCCAGAUUAUAAGGAGAUAAGUCACAAGUAUCGCGAUGGUUCCUUGGUUGACAAUCCGAUUUUGUGUCUUUCCAAUAUCUGA
This is a messenger RNA of Talaromyces marneffei, 789 nucleotides long. RefSeq lists its product as uncharacterized. Bases 1 to 789 code for a protein of 262 amino acids. The transcript has a single exon. NCBI's taxonomy places the organism in Eukaryota, Fungi, Ascomycota, Eurotiomycetes, Eurotiales, Trichocomaceae. The record is from RefSeq and is a predicted model, not a curated record.